Molecule: messenger RNA, 3011 nt
Organism: Papilio polytes (common Mormon)
Lineage: Eukaryota; Metazoa; Arthropoda; Insecta; Lepidoptera; Papilionidae
Gene: Src42A
Product: tyrosine-protein kinase Src42A
Exons: 7
Coding region: 216-2954 (912 amino acids)
Biological process (GO): cell differentiation; protein phosphorylation; cell surface receptor protein tyrosine kinase signaling pathway
Cellular component (GO): extrinsic component of cytoplasmic side of plasma membrane
Molecular function (GO): signaling receptor binding; non-membrane spanning protein tyrosine kinase activity; ATP binding
Source: RefSeq, a predicted model, not a curated record
CCUCCGCCGGACGCGCACGCACGCCGCGCGCUUUACCGAACGCGAUCGCGCUAUGUCGCCCGACCGACGAUUCGCUCGCGUCUUUGUAUACUCCCAAGUUUCUGUUUAUAAAAGUGCAGGCAGUAGCCCGGAAAUGCGCCAGUGAAUUAGUGCUUAUUUAUUGACUUAUUAUUUAUUUUGCAUUAUAAACUUUAAAACGCUCUCGCGACACGACGAUGGUGUCGGAAGGGGCUCUGCCCGUAGUAUGGUGUAUGCGCGACAACCAACUAGUGCCUCACCAAGUAUCCGGUGUUAAGUUACAAGGCGCUGUUACGGGAGCGCACAUAGCUGCGGUUACAGACUUUUUACGUAUGGUAGCUGGAACGCCUAUUAUUUUACCGCAUACAGCUGUCCCUGAAAAUUUUGACAAUGACAUCAAUAAAGAGAAGGAAAAUACGACGAGGCAGCGAAAGAUGUCGAUGCAGGUCGAAGUGCCCUGCGUUUUCCUUUCGGAAAGCGCACUUCAAAAAGCGAAAAGCCGUAGCAAUUCUCUAGAAGAAAAGGUAAUUUUGGAAAAUAGUAAUAAAUCGUCUCCAACCAAAAAUGACUUAGAUAAUAAAUCAAUGUCUAGUUCUACUAAUACUUUAGAUUCUGAAGAGUGCCAAAAAAGGUUAGGAAAAGAUAAUUUUAAGCCAUGCCCACUACGGGAAUCUAGUGGCGAAAUUUAUCCACAAAGAAUAACAAGGAUAAUAGAAUUAGACGAUUUUCAUACACAAACUUCUGAAACAGAAAAUGAAACGCUUCAGAGGAUAGCUAGGAUUAUUGAAUAUGAAAAUAAUAAUAUGCCCUCGCCGGUAUCUGCCGAUGGAGAUACUGAUAUGCCACAACGAAUUACUAGAAUUAUAGAAUUAAAUGAAAUGAAUGAUCUCGAUAAAGAAGGCCCCCAAAGGCUACCUAGGAUAAUUGAAGUAGGAAAGGACGAUGCGUUUCCCAGUAUGGCAAGAAUUAUAGAAAUGGAAAAUGAAAAGUCAAACGAGAGAAGAAUUUCUUUGACCAACGAACGAGAAAUUAGUUCUGGAAUAGCUGAAAAUUAUAGUGAGGAAAUCAUAAUUAGGUCAAAACCUUUACAUAGAAGUACACCUAGGUUUAGUGUCGACUCUUCAUGCUCCGAAAACUCUUACGUAAACAUUGAAACCAUAAAGAGUUUACAGGAUGUAAGAAAAGAGGAAAACACGGAAAGCGGAAGUCCCGAGUCGUUAUCGUCUUGUAAACCUAUUGUUCGUUCCCGGUUUCGGAGAAAAAAAACGUCAGUUUGCUCGAUCGGCUCGUCCGACUGCGACGACGAAAUCGACGUUAUUUUUAAAUCUAAGCCGAAGUCUAGUCAGUGGGUAAGUUUGGACUGGAUUCCUCCGGCCCCUAAAGAGGAACAAGUCAUUGGUCAAGUCUGUGAUAAAAAUGAUUUUAUUUCAAAAUGGAUCGCUGAUCAAAAUUCCCAAGAUUCGGGAAUCGUGGCAGACGAGCGAAGAAGGAGUCUUCCGCCUAAGUCGAACGAAAUAUAUCUUCAGAAUAUGAGACGAUUUAGCGACGGACUCCAGAUAUGUAAAGAGGAUGCGGCUAGCGAUUCUCCGGCUACGGUGAAAUGGAAAUGGCAUGACAUCGUCAAGAGACAUCUUCAGUUGUUGAAAAAUGAAAAAGGAUUUCGUCGCCAACGAGGCAGCUGGAUGAGAACAGCGAGACGACUGUCUAAUACAAAUAUCAACACGAAAAGUUUGGAGCCGCUCCCGCACGAUACCUACAUAAAGAUCAAUACUAUGCCAUGGUAUUUCCGCAAGAUAAAGCGGAUCGAGGCAGAGAAGAAAUUGCUUCUGCCGGAGAACGAACAUGGUGCCUUCCUCAUCAGAGACUCCGAGAGUCGACACAACGAUUUCUCACUCUCAGUACGCGAUGGGGACACCGUGAAGCAUUACCGCAUAAGGCAACUAGACGAGGGUGGGUUCUUCAUAGCGCGACGCACCACCUUCCGCACACUGCAGGAGCUGGUCGAACACUACAGCAAGGAUGCGGACGGCCUCUGUGUGUCACUCAACAAGCCUUGUGUACAGGUGGAGAAGCCUGUUACCGAAGGUCUUUCGCAUAGAACACGCGACCAGUGGGAAAUCGACCGAUCCUCCCUCAAAUUCGCCAGAAAACUCGGCCAUGGCCAAUUCGGCGAAGUGUGGGAGGGAUUGUGGAACAAUACAACGCCUGUGGCUAUCAAGACAUUGAAACCUGGUACAAUGGACCCCAAGGAUUUCCUCGCGGAAGCCCAGAUAAUGAAAAAACUACGACACAAUAAAUUGAUCCAGCUGUACGCUGUGUGCACUCUAGAAGAGCCAAUUUAUAUUAUCACUGAACUCAUGAAGAAUGGUUCCUUGUUGGAGUACCUGCAAGGCAAAGGCCGUGGUCUGAAGCUGCAGCAGCUGAUAGACAUGGCGGCGCAGAUUGCUGCCGGCAUGGCUUACCUCGAGUCUCAAAACUACAUCCACCGUGACCUCGCAGCGAGGAAUGUGCUCGUCGCCGAUGCUAACAUCGUUAAGAUUGCUGACUUUGGACUCGCGAGACUCAUCAAGGAGGAUGAGUACGAGGCUCGCGUCGGGGCGCGCUUCCCCAUCAAGUGGACGGCGCCCGAGGCGGCCAACUACAGCAAGUUCAGCAUCAAGUCGGAUGUGUGGUCCUUCGGCAUCCUGCUCACUGAACUCGUCACGUAUGGACGCAUACCUUAUCCAGGUAUGACGAACGCGGAGGUGCUGCACCAAGUGGAGCACGGGUACCGCAUGCCGUGUCCUCAGAACUGCCCCGCGGCGCUCUACGAGAUCAUGCUGGAAUGCUGGCACAAGGACCCCCUCAAGCGGCCCACAUUCGAAACGCUGCAGUGGAAGCUGGAGGACUUCUUCACCAUGGACAACUCCGAGUACAAGGAGGCCUCCGCCUACUGAGCCCGGCCCUCCCUGCCGGCGCACCGACACGCGCACAUGCACCACGUGAGUACAGCC